AUGGCCACAAUUUCCCGUGUGAAGCCUGUGAAGACUAAUUCAGAUACCAGUCUAUCACAGUAUAUGAAGCAGAAGAAAGGACAUGGAAAACCUAAACAGUUCUCUGCAAAAUCUAGGAGCAAGAGCAACACCAGUUUCAAGAACUUACAGAAAUUACACAAGGUAGGAAGCCACGAUGCAUUGAAUAGAGGACUUUUCGAUCCUAUGAAGAAAUCGAAGAGUUCGGACUCAUUGAACAGACGCACGGUACACAGUGGUCUCAGUAUGACGGCAUUGGUAAGAACAUCAUCUCAUCCAGUUGUGCUACACCAGAAUAGUCACAGCAUGAAGCAUAAGGGCCUAAUUAGUGAUAGGAACUCCAAGUCCGUCAUCCUAGAUCUUCACGAUUCUGGGGAUAACGAUUCUAUGACUGAUGAAGAGGUAGAGUCUUUCACCGAUAUAGAAGGAGAUGAUGCAUCAGAUGAUGAGACAAUAAAUGGAACGGGCAAAAAUUCAACAACUCAGAGGAACUCGAUGCAUAGCAUCAAUGAUUUUCAGGACAGAGCUGGGUUAAGAGUGGAUUCUGGUAGACCUCUACAAAGGCCAUUGAGCUAUAAACCACCGUCACGGCUUAGAAACAGAGUUGAUGCAGAUGAUGAUCAUAUUUCAUCAAGAGCUGUGAGCCCAAUGGAUAAUGACAAAAUUGACGCUCCUGACAGGGAAGAUGACCUUAUUGACCCUGGCAAUCAGGACACUAUAUCGAACACGAAUAGUCUAAGACGCCACAGGCAACAUAUGUUUGAUUUCAAUAAUGGAAACGGUAAUCUGCAGAAAUCUUAUAAUGUGGAAACUACGGAGCAUGAGGAUAUUAUAGCAGCGAACACUGCCGUCGAUGAAGGAGUGCGUCGUUAUACUGAAGAAGAUAUUAUUGACGGAAUUACACAUACAGCAACAAACGAAAAAGCAAAUGAGGAUAUUGGUAGUGAUGAUCCUAAGCGAUAUUCAUUCGCAAAAGCUGGCGCUGUAACUGAUGAACAGUUUCCUGAGGAUCCCCAUAGUAAUGACAGUUCCUCCUCCAGUAAGAAUGGCAAUAUGAUUCCUGAUAGCAACAACACUGCUCUGAAUGGUUCUAAUAUCGACUCUGAAACACAAGGAACGGAACAAUACGUUCCUGAUAUGAUUCUAUCUCAGUCUACCGGAAUGGAAAGAAGAUUUGAUCAAUUAUCUCGUCAGAGUUCGUUAGCAUGGCUCGACCCAGCCGAAAAUAAUAACGAUAAAUCUCUCAAGAUACAGAAUACAAAAUCCAAUAAAUUUAACUAUAUCAAUCAAGAUUUGGCAGCUUCGUUGAAAAAUGACAAUAUUGAUCAGCCAUCUCCUCCGCGCCAUCAAGAACAGCAGCCGAAACAAUCGAAGGCCGACUUUUCUACAGCUAUAUCCAGUUUAACCAGUCAUUUGACAAGGCCCGUUUCACGCGACCAUCUUUUACGUGCGAACACUGUAUCUCAGUCACGUCCACGGCAGCAAUCACUCUAUCGGCAACCAUCGUACAGUGAGAAUGAUACCAGCGGUAAUGGCAUGACAGAUUUCUCGUCAUUUUUGCAAUACGGAGACGUCGGAACUGACUCAAGAACACAACAAAAGUUAUGGUUGCAAAGAGAAAAUUCAAUACAAGAUCUAAGCAGUCAAAACACCUCUCCUGAUGCAGUGUUCUUGGCCUCGAAUGUGGAGGUGAGAAGAGAAUUUGAAAGAAUUUCUAGAGAAUACACUAAUGUUAGAAGAUUCUCUAAUCCGUUGGCAGAUUCUUUGAGCAGAAUAUCGCAACAACAAAGUAUUGAAAUACAAAAACAAAAGAAAAUUAGCACGGGUGAGAACGCAGGAAGCUUCUUCGGAGUCGAUUACGACAAGGGUAAAUCAUCCAAGGAAACUAACUCAACUGCCAAUAAGUUGGAAAUGCAACGUAUGCUCACCAAACUUUGGAACAGCAAUACAUUAGAAUUUAAUAAGGACGAAAAUCCUCUAGUUCAAUCAAAUCCUGAACUCAUGACAGUGCAGCACCCCGGUACCUAUCGAAACACCCGUCCAUCCCGGAUGUCCAGUUCUCAACAUCAAAGAGCAGUAAACUCGUUGCAUCCCACUACUAGGGCAGUAAAUAGAAGAAUGGAGCAUGUUUUGAACCAACAGCAUGUGUAA
Molecule: messenger RNA, 2169 nt
Organism: Kluyveromyces lactis
Lineage: Eukaryota; Fungi; Ascomycota; Saccharomycetes; Saccharomycetales; Saccharomycetaceae
Gene: TCO89
Product: Tco89p
Exons: 1
Coding region: 1-2169 (722 amino acids)
Biological process (GO): TOR signaling
Cellular component (GO): fungal-type vacuole membrane; TORC1 complex
Source: RefSeq, a predicted model, not a curated record